Molecule: messenger RNA, 1473 nt
Organism: Plasmodium gallinaceum
Lineage: Eukaryota; Apicomplexa; Aconoidasida; Haemosporida; Plasmodiidae
Product: conserved Plasmodium protein, unknown function
Exons: 1
Coding region: 1-1473 (490 amino acids)
Molecular function (GO): phosphatidylinositol transfer activity
Source: RefSeq, a predicted model, not a curated record
AUGAGUGAUAAUGAAAGUUUUAUAUCGAUUGAAAAUAAUAACGAUGAAGUAAAAAAUAAUGAAAAUAAAACUAAUUUAAAUUUAGAUAAUUUUUUAGAUUACAAUAUAGAUUAUAUGAAUGAUGUAGAAAAGUACAACUAUAUAGGUGUAGAUAUUUUACAAAGGCCAGAUUAUUUUGAAAUAAAAAAAGAUAAAAUAGAAUUUUUCGUUAAUGAUCAGAUGAGUGACAUAAAUAAUGCCUUACAUAGCAGAAAAAAGGAAGAAAUUGAUAUAUUUUUAAAAAUUAAAAAAGAAUUAUAUAAUAUUGCUUACAAAAAUCACCAUAAUCAAUUAAACAUUAAUAAUAAUGAUAAUAAUAACUUAGUUGAUGAAAAAAAUAAAAUGAUAAAUGAAAAUUCUAAAAUAAUAAAUGAAAGUGUUAAAUUAGAAAAAAGUAAUAAUAAAAAUGAAGACAAAAACAAAAAGUCAUACGAUAUAUUAAAUAAUGACUUAAGUAUGACAUUAGGAAAUAAAAUAGAAGACACAUAUAAUGAAAUAAAAAGUAGCGUGAAUUGGUUAGGAAAUUUUUUUUCAAAUAAUGAAAAUUAUGAAAAAAAAAAAAAUUUAAAUAUAUUUUAUAAAGAUUUAUAUUUUUUUAAUGAUACAACGAUUAUACGUUUCUUAGAUACAUAUAAUUAUAACAUGCUAAAAACUUUAAAUAAAAUAAUUAAGUGUAUUUUAUGGAGACAAAUGAGUAUUAUUCAUUAUAAUAAUAAACAAGAUACUUUAAAUAAUUCAAAUAAUACAACUAAUAAUAACAAUAUUUUUGUAAAUCCGAAAAACUUAAGAAAUAGUUUAAUGAAAAUGAAUAUUUUUAGAUGUGGUUAUGAUUUAAAAUCAAGACCACUAUUAUAUAUAAAGAUACAAGAAAAGUUGGAUAUAAAAGAAGAAGAACUAAUAUUAAUGUUAGUAUAUCAUGUUGAUAUGUGUAUGAAUAGUGUUGAUUAUAAAAAAUGUUAUCAGAAAAACAAUAACUUAGAUAAUUCAGAAAAAAUAAAAUUUGAUGAAUCCUCUUUACAAUUGGUUAUAGUUGUAGAUUGUUUAAAAUUUGACUUAAAUAAUAUGAUUAGUGUUGAUUGUAUCAAGAAAAUUAUUAAUAUAUUUAAUGAAUUUUACACUGAUGUUUUAUAUAGAAUAUAUAUUAUAAAUGUUCCUUCUUUUUUUAAAAAAGUAUGGUCAUUAUUUAAUAUGUUUAUAGAUAAUCAUACAUUAAAAAAAAUAAUUAUUAUAAAUAAAAAAAACAUUAAUCUCAUGUAUGAACAUAUUAUUUCAAAUUUUAUGAUGCAUUUUGAUAGAACUUCUGAAAAAAAAGAUGAAAGUUCUAUAUUUUUCCCCUCUAAUACAUUAUAUUAUAAAUAUGAUGAAAAAUAUUAUGAAAAAUUAGUUGGUUAUGUUAAUAUCUGGGUGGAUAAAAUGAUAAAAGUUAAUCAUUAA